UCGGGAGCUGCGCGGAGCCGCCGCUUUGCAGCGCUGAGCACUGCCGCUCUCAUCGCUCCGCUGCCGCCGCCCGGGGCCGGGAGAAGGAGAAGGAGCUCCUCGGAUCCCGGCGUCUCGCCUGCCCGCAGCGAUGGAGCCGGGUGGCGGGGCCGCGGCGCGGCUCCUCUCCGCCGGGCGCAGCCGACCUCUCCUCCGCCCGCGGGAGCGGAGCGGCCCCGCCGCCGAGCACCGCCCCCCCUGCUAGGCGGCCGAGCCCCAUCCCGCACCCCUGGAGCCCCUCGCGCAUCCCUCGAGCCCUUUGUGCGUUCCUCUGUGCACCCCCGAACUCCUCGUGCAUCCCCUACCCCUUUGUGCAUCCCUCUGUGCGCUCCCAAACCUCUCGUGCAUUCCAGUCUUGUGCACUUCCAGACCUCUCGUGUGUCCCUUUGUGCACCUCAAACCCCUCGUGUACCUUUCUACAUCCCUCCAUCCCCCUCUCCGUAUCUCCCAGCCCCGACCCUCCCCUACCUUGCAUGCAGCCCCAGGGCUGCAGGAGCUGUGGCCACACGCCAUGGGCACCAAGCAGACUAAAGGCUGCCAGCCGGGCAGUGCCAGCGAGAGCCCACCCGCUCCCCACCGCAAGAAAAUAUCCCCCAAGGAACGGGGGGAUUUCCUCGCUUCCCUCAUGGUGAAGUCCGGCGAGAAGUUUGGGAAGGGCGGCGGCAGCGGUUUGCCCCCUUAUCACCGUCGGAUCUGCAUGAUCCAGGACAUGCUGGUGCUGGUGAAGCAGGGCAAGCAGGAGGAGGCCACCGAGCUGCUGCGCUACCUGCGGCAGGAUUUAGGAAUGGAGUCGACCUCUCUGGAUGAUGUCCUCUACCGAUAUGCCAGCUUUCGAAACUUGGUGGAUCCAAUCACUCAUGACUUGAUCAUCAGCCUUGCAAGAUACAUCCACUGCCCCAAACCGGAGGGAGACUCCCUCGGGGCCAUGGAGAAGCUUUGCCGGCAGCUCACCUACCACCUCAGCCCCCACUCACAGUGGAGACGUCAGGGCAUCAUGAAGAGGAAGCCACAGUCAUGCUUGAAAGCUGUCCUGAUGGGGAAGCCUCAGGACAACACAGUGGACCUGUCGGGCAUCCCGCUGACUCUGAAGGACUUGGAGCGUGUCACGUCCUACCUGCAGCACAGCUCGGAGCACAUCGACACGGUGGAGCUGUGCUUCACCGAGCUGACGGACGAGAUGCUGCUGCAGCUGCUGCCAGUGCUCUGUGGGCUGCCUCACCUCACCACCCUCUCCCUCAACGGCAACCGCCUCACCAAAGCCGUCCUGCGGGACCUCACCGAGACCCUGAAAGAUCCCAAGAAGUUCCCCAGCAUCACCUGGAUUGACCUGGGCAACAAUGUGGACAUCUUCUCCUUACCACAGCCUUUCUUGGUGAGCCUCAAGAGGCGCUGCCCAAAGCAAGGCAACCUACCAACCAUUCUGGAGUUUGGGGAGGGGCAGGUGAGUGAUUUGGAGAGCCAAGAUGGCCUGGCUGAGAGCCAGGAGGAGCUGCGAGCUGAAGAAGGCAAAGCUGACAAGGCAGACUCGCAGCAGACGGACAGAAGAGCUGAGGCUGGGGAGCUCCCCAGCUCAGGGCAAGGUGCUGGGACACCACAGACAUGAUUUUGCACCUCGGUGGCUCUGGGAUGGAGGGAGGGUGACAAAACUGAGCCCUCGGGGCUGGAGGUGCCGGCAGAGGGGGCGAUUCGCAGAGGGGAUGCUCUGGGAGGCUGGACUGCUGCUUCCCUCCCACAGGAUGAAUGUCAACCUCUUGCUUUUCAAAGGACACAUGAAGGUCACUUGUAUUUUCUAAAAGCUGGCCAGGUACUUUUUAAAUGUUAGUGACAUGCUCUGCUUUUGAACCUCUCAAAAAUGCAUCUCCGAGGUGGUGUAAGAGGGGAGGCCCUUAGAAGAGCACAAAAGGGGAGAAGAAAGGUGCCCAGGCUUUACUGGGAAAGGCUCCCUCAGUGCUGGAUCCAGUCAGUCCCCAGCUGCUUUCCCACACAUGAUGGACAGACAGCAGUCACCCCCAGAGGACUACCACAGAGAUAAACCUUAUAACCUUUCCAAUCCUGACUUCAGGAGUUGCUGAAGAGUAGCAGAUCUGCUGAGAUACAACAAAAGCCUGAUCACACUCUAACCAGAGGUGUUUCUCUUCCUAUUGUGAGCAAGCCCAAAGGGAAAGCUUUGCUUUCCUGACAUGGAGCUAAAUCUCAGCCCUCACCCUCCAGCCUUAAGAAAAUCAGGCUGAUACUUGUGCCUGCUCACUAUUUAUUCAGAUGCACAAUCCAGUUCCUCACCAGCCGCGCUGCUGUAACAACUCCAGAAUGUUUAAUGUGGUACCUGGAGCUUGCACCAGCAACGCUGAGAGGAUUUGAUUUAUUUUAGGGAAUGCUCUGCAGAGUCUGGAGCCAGAGCUCAGCUCAGAUUUGUUGCUGUUGCUGACAAGAGAGGCCACUAUAUUGAAGGCUUAUAACAGAAAAGUAAUGCUAGGGUUGCUCCUGGCAUCACUGCCACUGAGGGCUGGGAGGACACAGCCAGCCAGAGAUUUAAAGCCUCAGAAAGGCCAUUGGGUCACUUGGCUGUGUCCAUCCCUCCCAAACCAGAAGUGCUUUGUUUCUAGAAUGGUUUGGGGUUUUUUUUCUGAGGCAUGGGUUCCAUUUGGUUUUAAUUUGAUGGCAAAUGGAUCAGCCUCAAGCAGCAGCGCUGGAAUGGGCCCUUUGGCUUUCGAACCAGAGCUCCAUUUAAUGCUAAACUUGGGGGAGGACAUGAAAGUGUGAAACAGUUCCUCUCCUUUACAUUCAAAGGACCAAAGGUGACUCCCUUUGCUAAGAGAGAGCCCUUUUCUAAGCUGUUCAAAGCCUAUCCCUGAGCAGCUUUACAGCACCCUCUCCCUGGCUCGCAGCAGUGACUCUGUGGCUUCGCUGCCUCUGGGUGCAAGCUCAGUCAGAUGUUUUGGUUGUCUCCUUGGCUCUGUUCAUUUAACAUCACUGCACCAGGAAGUUUGGGUUUUUUUUCUAGAGGGGCUUUCAGUGCUGUUGGUUGUUGUUUCUCCUCCCUACACAAGUAGACAACUCAGAAGAAACUCUGCUACUCGUUUGAAUACAUUUGGCACCGUUCAGUAUGAUUUGCAUGUAUCCCAACCUUUUUCCUCUCUUUUUUUUUAAUGCUAAUUUUCCAACAGGCAUGAAAAAAACCCAACUUUGCAGUGAAUAAACUUCUGUUUGAAAUAAAGAAGCACUCUGUAAUAAAAAU
This is a messenger RNA of Colius striatus (speckled mousebird), 3274 nucleotides long. It is a transcript of the gene LRRC75A, whose product is annotated as leucine rich repeat containing 75A. Lineage: Eukaryota; Metazoa; Chordata; Aves; Coliiformes; Coliidae. The transcript has 4 exons. The record is from RefSeq and is a predicted model, not a curated record. Bases 551 to 1642 code for a protein of 363 amino acids.